Alternaria metachromatica is the source of this 435-nucleotide messenger RNA. RefSeq lists its product as uncharacterized. The coding region runs from base 1 to 435 and encodes 144 amino acids. The transcript has 2 exons. The record is from RefSeq and is a predicted model, not a curated record. Lineage: Eukaryota; Fungi; Ascomycota; Dothideomycetes; Pleosporales; Pleosporaceae.
AUGUCUGAAUCGAAGAUUACAACUUUCGCCAACGAGACAUUGGACAAGAUCUUCGCCUAUCUCGCCGACAAGGAUGCCUGGCUUGCUCUGAUUAAGGGCAAAACACACCGCAGCUUCAGAGCAUCAGCCCAGCAACUUCUCUACUGCGACAUCCAAGUACCUGCGCAACAUACUCCAGUUCAUAAUGGACGCUGCUCGAUGCUCUUGACCGCGCUCACAGCCGCCCCGCAUCUCGCCGGCUCAGUACAAACGCUACGAAUCGAUUGCCAGCUCGAAGGCGCGUACCCAUAUGGCAAACUAUCCCUCGAACGAGACGCGAUUCGGGGGAUUCUCGCCAAACUUGCGAAUUUACAAAACUUGACUAUCUUUAUCCUGGACGAUCCGCGAUCAACAUUUGAGCAAAUGGACGCAUCAUCCGAGAUUGCUCAAAUGUAA